AUGUUAAAUACAAAAGAAAAAGAGCUUAAAGGAGAAAAGUUGCAUCAAAUUAUUAACUAUAAAAUAAACAAUGAAACUUUGUAUUUAUAUGAUAAUAACAUAGAAUAUAAAAAUAAUAAUAAAGAUUCAUUAAAUAAUAAAGGCUCUCUUAUAUUAAAUGAGACAAAUGUAAUAAAUAAGAAUAAUAAUGAAAUAAUUUUAGAUUUAGAUAUACAAAAAAAAAAAAGAAAAAGAAAUGAAGAAAUAAAGAAGAAAGUUAAUAAUUAUAAUGAAGAUUAUGAGGAUUUAGAAAAUAGUAAUAAUUAUAAUUAUAAUAAUAAUGAUAAUAUAAAAAGUGAAAAUAUAAAUAAAACAAAAUCUUUUGAAGAUUCUGAAGAAAUAAAAACUAAAGAUAAAGUAAAAGAACCAACUAAUUAUAACUUGUUAAAAAUCAAUGAAACACAAAAUUUUUUUGAUGAUUUUUAUACAUUAUCUGAAAGUGAAAAUGAAAAAACAGAUUUAAGCAAAAAUGAUCAAAUUAAUGAUGAUGUAUUAAGUGAAAAUGAAUCUAUUGAAUCCGUAUCAAACAAUUAUGGAAAGUAUAAAGAUGUAAAUCCAGAAGAAUUAAUUUCAAUGUAUGAAAAUGAAAAUAAAAUAAAUGAAAAAAAAUAUGAGGAAGAUAAAUACGAUCAAUAUUUAGAUCAGAAUUAUAAAGGGCAAAUUAUUAUUGAUGGAAAAAGUGAAGUUGAUGAGUUUUUACUCGUUUCAAGAAUAGCGUACUAUGAUUUAGCAUAUAAAAAUCAAGAUGAACAAUCUGAGAAGAAACACAAUAAUUCUAUGAAUUUUAUAAACAAAAAUAAUUAUGAAGGAAAUUGUUCAAGUAACGAAUAUUCAGAUUCAGACGAUUCUGAAGAAGAAAAUGUUACCUCUAAUAAUAAUUUCAAAACUAUUGAUAAUGAACAACCAAUAAAUUAUACUACAUAUUUGUCAAAUGAUAAUAUAUUAGAUGAUGAUAAGAAUAAUAAUCAAAUAAAAAAGGAAUUAUAUAAUAAUGAAGAAAAAAAAGCGGAGGAAAAAAAUGAUACGGAUGAAGACGAAAAUGAUGAUAUAAAAGAUGUAAUAAAGAAAGAAGUCAAAGAUGAAAUAAAUUAUGAGAUAAAAUAUGAGAUAAAAGAUGAAUUAAAAUAUGAAAUUGAAGAUGAAAUAAAAUAUGAAAUGGAAGAUGAAAUAAAAUAUGAGAUAGAAAAUGAAAUAAAAUAUGAAGUAGAAAAUGAAAUAAAAUAUGAAGUAGAAAAUGAAAUAAAAUGUGAAGUAGAAAAUGAAAUCAAAAGUGAGAUUAAAGAUGAAAUAAGAUAUGAAAUAAAGAAUGAAAUUGAAGAUGAAAUAAAAAUGGAGAUAAAAGACGAAAUUAAAAAUGAAAUAAACAAUGAAAAAAAUAGUCCCCAUUUAAACUUCAGUGAAAAGACAUAUUUAAACUCUUUAAAAGACUUAAAUGAGGGGCAUAUGUCUGAAGAAUCUAAAGCAAUAAAAGGAAAUGAAUUUAAUUCUUGUGAAAGUAAAAAUAUGUAUCACAAGUAUAAUCGAAUAAAGCUAAUAGGAGCACCAGAAAGUGUAAAGGAAAAUAUAAAAAUAGAAAAAAUUGGUAAAAUGAUAAAAUUAGAAAAUGAUAUAUUGAUAAUUCAUUCUACUAAUUUUGAAUAUAAUUUAAGUGUUGGAUCAGUGCUAUGUCUAGAAAAUCGUAAAAUAAUUGGUUGCAUUAUCAACUUAAAUUCAAAUGAGACUGAGGUAUUUUAUUAUUCAAGAUUAAUUUUUCCUAAUAUUAGGGAGCAAUUAAAAGAAAAUAUAGAUAUUUAUGUUGAUUUAAAACAUGCUUUAUAUAUGAAUUUAGGUACAAGCGUAUGUUCGGAAUUAUUUAAUGUACUAAAAAAUCCAUCAAUACCAUAUGUUUUUAUUAAUUAUAAUGAUUUAUAUAACAUUGCAGAUACUCAAUUAUUAGAAAAUAAUAAUAAUAAUAACGAAAAUUCUAACAAAAUGGUUAAUAAUGCAACUUGUUUUAAUGGAAAAAGCAAAAACAUUAAAACCAUUUAUAUAAAUAAAAAUAUAAAAAAAUAUAAUCCAUAUAUUUAUAAAAAUUAUUAUAAAAAAAUUUUAAAAAAUUAUAGUCCACAUAAAUAUAAAAAAGUGAAAACAUUUGCUGAUUCUUCUUAUAAAAAUAUGAGUUAUAAAUUUAAAAACUUAUCCUAUAAAAAUACCAACAAUGUUAAUGAAAAUACUAGUUCAAAUAAUAUCAAUUAUAAUAUUUUUAAUAAUAACAUAAAUAAUAAUACCUACAAUGCCUAUAAAUUAAAUAAUAUUAAUAGUUUAAAUAACACUAAUAAUUUAAACAAUAUGAGUACUAUGAAUAACUUAAAUAAUAGUACUAUUAUUAAUAAUAUAAAUAGUAUUAAUACAAUAAAUAAUAUGAAUAAUUUAAAUAGUAUUAACAAUGGUAAUAAUUUAAAUAUGGCCAAUAGUUUAAUGAACAAAGGUGUUAAUAAUUUAUCUAUUCAUAAUUCUAAUAUUCAGUGUAAUUAUAAUCACUCAUGUAUAAAUACAAAAUAUAAUAAAAAUUUCAUUGGUAAUAAUCAUUUAAAUAUUUUUAAUCACUCGAAAGAUAUAACUAGACUAUCAAAUGAUAUGGUAAAUAAUAUUUGCAAUGGAUAUAGUGCUCAAAAAUUUAAGUUAAAUAAUACAUUGAAUGUUGCAAACAAAUAUAGCAUUAAUAAUAAAAUGAAAAAAAACAUUUUUAACAAAUUUAUUGGGGUUAAUCAAAAUUUUCAUUCUAGUUUAGCAACUACUAAUAAUAAAAAAUUUAACUCUUUUUUUACAUCACAACCAUAUAAUAUAUAUAAUAAAUAUAACCCUAAAAUAUUGAAUGGAAUUAAAUUUAAUAAGAACGAUUAUUUUUCAAAUUUUAAUUCAAAUAACUACAAUAACCAUUUUUAUGAUUAUAACAAUUUAAAUUCCAAAAAAAAAAUUGUAAAUAUAAAUAACAUUAAUGAAGCCAAAAAGUAA
This is a messenger RNA of Plasmodium relictum, 3033 nucleotides long. RefSeq names its product conserved Plasmodium protein, unknown function. The transcript has a single exon. Lineage: Eukaryota; Apicomplexa; Aconoidasida; Haemosporida; Plasmodiidae. The record is from RefSeq and is a predicted model, not a curated record. The coding region runs from base 1 to 3033 and encodes 1010 amino acids.